UCUAUACAUAUAUGCAUAUAAUAAUCUAUUUGUGUGUGUGAAGUUGACGUAUUUUGAUAUAUUUCUUCAACAUUUAAUUAAUUUAAUAUGUGAUUUUUAUUAAGUGAUUUAAAUAAAUUAAUAUAUAUUCACACGGUUACGGAAAUGUCCAAUUUAAAAGAUCCAGAACAGGGUGGCACAGACGGAGCCGAGAGUUUGCGGCCUCUGCUUUUCACCAUACCCGAAAAUGGACGUCCGCCCUCCAGACAGAUCAAUCUACCUCUUUUCAAUUUGGGGUCUUUCCGGAAUCCACACCCCUCAACAGUCACCAUGUCGGAUUGGACUCCAUCAGAACCAUCCACCGUAAGCAACACGCCAGUCGCAGAAUCCGUGGAGAACAUACCCAAGAAAUGGAGAAGGAGUGAUCGUCGCCAGAGGAGAUUAAAUACGGAACUGUUGGAAGCCAUUGAAGGGCAUGAUGUGGAAGAAGUUGAGAGACUCCUCAAUUCCGGUGCCAAUCCAAACGCGACCUGCCGCUUGGACCUGGUUUCGGCGUGUCACUUUGCCGCCAUUAUUGGUGGAGACUCUCUGUCUCUGAUCACCAAAUUUGGGGCUGAGAAGUUACGACUGGACAAACUAGGCCGAACGCCAUUACAUUUGGCCGCGUGGGCCGGUAACGCCAGACAAAUGGCCGUACUUCUGGACUUUCCUGAAGAUAUGCACGAUAGGCUAGAGGACUCCACAAUGUUCUCAAAAGUCGAGGACGAUGUAAAAAAACUAUGUGAGAAGACCAAAACGAUGGCAAAUGUAAGGGUCGUCAUCGAAGAAGACAAGGCGCCGUUGCCAAACCACUGGAAGGACAACAUUGACCACAAUUGCAAAGACAUAAAGGGCAGUCUUCCCCUCAUCCAAGCCGGAUGGACACCAUUACACGUAGCGUCUUCAUGCGCCCGCCGCCACUGUACCCGUCUACUGCUGGCAGCUGGGGCCGACCCCAACAUCUGUGAUGACCAAGGCCGCACAGCGCUCGAUGUCGUCGGCACAGCGUACUAUUACGAACAGGACGUCAACCCCGCUUAUUUCAUUGAAGUUAUCAAGACGCUAAUAAAAGCUGGUGGUGUCUUCAACACAAUGAAGAGCAGAGGCCUGAAAAACGUCGACACUCCCCUGCACACGGCCGUUCAUCUUGAAAGUUUCGACGGCGUGAACGAGCUGCUGAAAGCUGGCGCCUCUAUAGCAUGUUUGAAUACCGCUGGAAAGACCCCACUGCAUGUUUGCGUGGAAAAACAGUACGAAGAAAUCUUACAGGUUUUAGCAAACUAUGGCAACAAUGACGCUGAUCCUUUAUCAGCUAUAGUUGAUGUGAAAGACAAAGAAGGUCAUACAGUACUACAAGCUGCAGUCGAAGCAGCCUGGGUGCCUGGAGUAUGCGUCGCUUUGGAAGCAGGUGCUGAUGUUACAUUGAAGGCUAAUGAUGGAGAAACACCCAUCCAUUCAGCAGCUGCACUUGGCAAUUUAGAUGUCCUUAAUGAAAUUCUAAGUGUUGCUAAACAAAAAGAUUCAAUCGAUUAUCAAAAUGAGAAAGGUGAAACGGCAUUAUUUAAAGCUGUAACCCAUGGACAUGUAGAUUGUUUAAAAGCUAUAUUAAAUGAAGGUGCGUCAUUGGAAAUAACUAUAGAGGGAGAUGCAAAUAUAUUACAUGUUGCUGCCGAAAUUGGCAAUGUUGAAGUGCUAAAAGUAUUACUUGAAUAUGACGAUGCUAUAACUGAAAAGUUAAUAAACGCUUUGACCGAUGGAGGCCGACGCGGAUUUGGUCCGAUACAUUUUGCGGUAUCAGAAAACCAUGUGGAAUGUGUUAAACUUUUGCUAUCAAAGAAAGCUGACAUACGAUUGAGAACUAGAUGCAGUCCACAUAGAUCAUCAACUCCUUUGCACAUAGCUGCCGUGAAAAAUUUCGUAGAAAUAGCAAAAGUCAUUUUGGACUUCGAUAAGACCACAAUUUAUGAAGUGAACAGCAUGGGUUGGUUUCCGUUACAUUCUGCAAGUCAUCAUGGAAGCAGAGAUGUGAUUAGUAUUCUUUUGCGCGAAGGCGCCGAUCUUUCAGGCUACACUGAUGGCCCGAAGAAGUUUAAGAGAACUGCAAUAGACAUGAUUAUUAAUAACCUGUCAAAACCCACAGAGUAUUUGGAAGACAUAUUCGAUUCGUACAUAUCAUCGAAUAAUUUAAAUCUCCAAGAUGCAAAUUGCGAGAUCACUGUCGAUUAUAGAAUUCUAAUGCCCACAGUGUGUGAAAUGGAACAAAUGAAAGUUAUAGAGGCUUUAUUAAAAACUGGGAAUAGAUAUAACCAAAAAAGGUUACUUGUUCAUCCAUUAAUUGAAAGUUUUCUGUAUUUAAAAUGGAAGGCUUUACUGCCAUUCUUCUACACAAUAAUAGCAGUGUAUGCCUUUUUUGUUAUGUCUCUAACCACUUUUAUAAUAUCACUCUUUUUUUAUAAAGACACUGAAGGUAGGGCUCCAUUUUGGUUGAGUCCAUAUAUAUGGGGCUAUCUAGUUUACGCGACGAUAAUUCUAAUAGUUUUACAAGAGUUACUGUAUAUGAACAUAAAAACAAGCAGAUACUUCCUACAACUGGAGACAUGGGUCAAAUUUGGCUCAAUCGGGCUAGCCACAAUAUUACCUCUCGCUGUAUUCGUAGCCUCUUGGUCAGAAGCAGAAUGGCCUAGACACGUAGCAACUUUGGCGUUACUGUUAUCUUGGUUAGAAAUGAUGUUUCUAUUAUCAAGGUUUCCAAAUUGGGGAUAUUAUGUGCUGAUGUUUGGGAAAGUUGCUUCCAAUGUGGUCAAGAUCCUGUGCACGUUUAUGUUUCUCGUCAUCGGAUUUUCCCUGAGUUUCAUGAUACAGUUUCAUUCCCAAAUGCCAUUCGAAGGUCCACUGGCUGCCCUUGUCAAGACCAUGGUCAUGAUGACAUCGGAAUUUGAUUACGAAGCGAUGUUCGAUGAAGAACACACAGACCAACUUGAAACGUCUCUAACAAUAGUUAGAUUGAUAUUCCUUAUUUUUUUAAUAUUAGCCGCGAUCGUGCUUAUGAAUUUAAUGGUCGGUGUUGCUGUAAAUGACAUUAAUGAUUUAGAGGUGCUGGGUAAUAUAAGGAGAUUAGCUAAACAAGUAGAAUUUCUGAGUACCCUAGAUACGUUAGUGUACAACAAAGUUUUCGAGAAUCUUCUGCCACGAAAAAUUAAUGCUCAUAUAAAAAAUAAACGGAAUGUCAGAGGCAUUAUCACUAUGAAUCCGGGGAAGCCAAAAUGGAGGCACUACAAAGUGUUGCCGUCAAGAAUAAGAGACGCCAUAUUUGAGAAGGCUCAAAGACAAAAGAAACAAAUGGACGACGAACAAGGAUUCCAAGAGUUUAAGGAGAAAAUUGACGUAAUAUAUAACUAUGUUGUGAAUCAAACGAAUAAACAAUUAGAAACUGAGGUAGCCAAAAAACAAAAUGCACCAGACAAAAAUACAUUGAGACACGAGGAAAUAAUGAGACAUUUAAAUGAACUAGACGAUGAUAUGUCUGAUAUGAAACACCAAAUAACAACCAAUGCGGACAGUUCUAAGACACCGAUCGAUAUGUUAAAUGUAAAAAUGGAUCAGAUGUCAUUAGAAAUAGAGGAAAUUAAACAGUUUUUGAGCAGAUUAGAGAGUAAGAUUGGACAAUUAUAAAUGAUAAAUCCUUUUUGUUUGUAUGAAAUUAAACAAUUCCAUUAGAA
Messenger RNA from Galleria mellonella (greater wax moth), 3737 nucleotides. Its product is annotated as transient receptor potential channel pyrexia-like. Gene Ontology annotation, molecular function: monoatomic ion channel activity; protein binding. The coding region runs from base 145 to 3690 and encodes 1181 amino acids. The record is from RefSeq and is a predicted model, not a curated record. Lineage: Eukaryota; Metazoa; Arthropoda; Insecta; Lepidoptera; Pyralidae. The transcript has 11 exons. Gene Ontology annotation, biological process: monoatomic ion transport; transmembrane transport. Gene Ontology annotation, cellular component: membrane.